Molecule: messenger RNA, 1317 nt
Organism: Humulus lupulus (European hop)
Lineage: Eukaryota; Viridiplantae; Streptophyta; Magnoliopsida; Rosales; Cannabaceae
Exons: 10
Coding region: 193-1119 (308 amino acids)
Source: RefSeq, a predicted model, not a curated record
CUUACCAUGUUUUAGUUUUUUUUUAGCAAAUGUUUGAAAAAGUAAUAUUAAAUAAAACUGUGCUGACGAGACGUAAGCAAAACUAACCAAAGCCACGUGUCCAUCUGAAGCUCUCCUCUACCCGGUUAGCCUGCGAUUUGGAACUCGCCUGGGUUACGAGUUACGACUCAGACCCGAAGCCGGAUCACAUUCAUGACCAGGGUUCUCCAGUGGAGCCACUCCAAGACUGUAGCUUUACUCUGGUUCCUCUCCGCCAUAAUCUUCUACUCUCUCUUCCAAAUGGCUCUUCUAAAUUCUAAUUCCGCUUCUUCAGUUUGGUUGGUUUCAAAUGAGGAUCGGAGGUCGAAGUUGUAUGAUGGGAUGGCUCGGGAUUUGGAUGAGAAGGGAGCGGCUUUUCUGAAUCAUGGUGAGACUUCUCAGUCUUUGUCACUUUCGGAUAUUUUUACUCUCAAGGAUGGAACUGUGGAACCUGUUCUUAAGGCAGCUAAUCCACCUGUUCGUGCUAAUGUUUUGUAUCUCAGCCCAGAUUACUCAGUGCCUAUCUCAGAGACUAUAAAACAAAUAAUUAAUCCCUACUUCGACAAAUCUAUCUGGUUUCAGAACUCAAGUUUGUACCAUUUCAGCAUGUUUCAUGCCUCGCAUCAUAUUGAGCCAGUUCCUGCUACUGAGAAUGAGAUUGAAGCUGAGGCAGCUGCUGUUAGAGAUGUUUCGAAGACUCUGUGCCCUUUAAACAUUGUUUUAGAUAGGGUGGUCUUAACGUCUACAGGUGUGCUUCUAGGGUGCUGGCAGGUAGUUUCUGGAACAGAUCCAGUAACAAUCCGUGCCAAACUGAGAACUGCACUUCCCCAUGCACCAGAAAAGCAACUUUAUGAUGCUGCAAUUCUUCACACAUCAUUUGCAAGGCUUCUUGGUCCACCGAAAGCUUCAGCCACGGAAACGCAUAAUUCAGAUCUUGUCAAGUUCUUCCAUGAACUAGUUGAUCAACUAAACAAGAAACUCCGUGGAUUUAAGGCUACAGUUUCUGAGCUCUGGUACGUGGAGGAAUAUGAUGUUUUAGCCCUUGCUUUGAAUGGAAAAAUGAAUGUUCGCAAAAUUCAGCUUGGCUGCUCCCGAAACUGAUGUUUCGAAGUCGAGAGAUUUAUUCCAAUGUAUAUUCACAAGGUUCACGAGAUGAUUUAUAAGUGAUUUACAUGAACUUCCUUUUAAAUUGUUAUAUUACCUUCUUUCUGACAAUUUUACCCUCUGAGAUGUAUGAUAUAUCUAUAACUAUGGUAUCUAUGAAUAAUUUAGGUAUAAUAAUAGGGAAAUUUCAUAUUA